This is a messenger RNA of Triticum aestivum (bread wheat), 1039 nucleotides long. RefSeq names its product 50S ribosomal protein L18. The record is from RefSeq and is a predicted model, not a curated record. Gene Ontology annotation, biological process: translation. Gene Ontology annotation, cellular component: ribosome. Gene Ontology annotation, molecular function: structural constituent of ribosome; 5S rRNA binding. The transcript has a single exon. Bases 367 to 735 code for a protein of 122 amino acids. Lineage: Eukaryota; Viridiplantae; Streptophyta; Magnoliopsida; Poales; Poaceae.
AACCACCCACUGUCUUCUGACCUUGACAAUCGGAUAGUAGCCGGACUCUCGCACUGCAGGACUGCCCCGCUCAGAAAUUGCUUCGCCUUCUCCUGUGCGGACGGCUACACCGCGCCGGUCGACGCCGCUCCGCCCCGCCCCCGCCCGGCUCUCCCUCCUCCUCCUUCAGCGUCGAUACUCAUCCGGCCUCGCCGGCGGUCCUCCCGGCCCUGUCUCGCCGUCCUUCCGCGUCCCGCUACAGUCUCAUUCGGCCGGUCGCGCCGGGCGCCCCCAAGGUGCUCGUCGAAACGCCGCAGAGGCGCUCGGCCUCCCCCACGCGUGCUAGGCGCGUCCUCGGCUGCUCUCGCGGCGGCGGACCGGGUCCUCAUGGCGCAGGCUAAGCGGUACGUGCUGCGCCUCUUCAUCUCGCUCAAGUACGUGACGGCCAACGUGGUGGACCGGCAGAGCGGUCGCGUCGUGCUCACCGCCUCCACCGUCGAGAAGCCCCUCCAGGAUGGGCUGGAGAGCGGCCGCGCCUGCAACGCCAAGGCAGCCGCCGCCGUUGGCGAGGUGCUCGCCAUGCGCCUCCGGGUCGACGGCCUGGCCCGCGAGCCAAUCCACGCCGACGCCUCCAAGGAGGUCGAGAAGAAGGGCUUCAAGAACCGCACCAAGGUCUGGGCCAUCCUCAACGCGCUCCGCAGCCACGGCGUCAACCUCCACGUAGACGACGACGGCGACCAUAGGCGGCACAUCUGAUGAGCAUCAGUGCGUCCCUCCAACUCUCUGCCCUCACGCUGCUUCUAAACGUAAGAUGCUACAAAUAAGGUGCAGGUGUUUGAGUGCUUUCAGUGCUUUGAAUUCAACAGUGAUAUUUGAUGUUGCUUCACUGUUGUAGUUCUCUGCUCCCAGCUAGUCUAAUAUCCAUUUUUCAAGUAUAAACCUCUAAUACUUUGCCUUGUUGCAAGGUCACUACUGAAACUUGACUUCUGUCUAAACAGAGGUAACUCUGCAGUGUUCCUGAAUCAGAUUUCAGUAAAAUGAAAUGAAAUGUGGUAACAGA